Molecule: messenger RNA, 432 nt
Organism: Pelagomonas calceolata
Lineage: Eukaryota; Pelagophyceae; Pelagomonadales; Pelagomonadaceae
Source: the annotation of a GenBank genome assembly
AUGGCCGACUCACUCAGCAAGGCAGUAGCCGCACUCACAACGAAACGAGCGCGCGUCCAAGCGGUCAGCACGUGGAUCCGAGCGCACGGCGCGGACGCGCAGCUCGCCGAGCGCGCGCUGCAGGCGCUCCUGGACCACGUCGCCGCGCGUCUGUUCGCCGACGAGGGGCCGGCCGUCGAACGGUUCAAGGCCGGCCUCGCGACGCUUUACGUGAUUGAUGACGCGCUGAAGGGGGGCCAAGAAGCGGCCGCGGCGUCGGACGCGCAGCGCGCGGCAAGGGGCUUCGCCGACGCCUGCGAGCGCACGAGGCACGUGGCUCGACUCGUCCGCAACCUCGCGCGCUUCGUUGAGGAGGAGGCCGGCGACGCACCGCGACUCGUCGACGUCGGCGCCGGCGUCGCGCGCCUCAUCGCGAUCUGGGCGGCGCGGCGG